Necator americanus (New World hookworm) is the source of this 648-nucleotide messenger RNA. RefSeq lists its product as uncharacterized. Bases 1 to 648 code for a protein of 215 amino acids. NCBI's taxonomy places the organism in Eukaryota, Metazoa, Nematoda, Chromadorea, Rhabditida, Ancylostomatidae. The record is from RefSeq and is a predicted model, not a curated record. The transcript has a single exon.
AUGCCUCAAGAACAAGCUGGAUUCCGUCACGGGUUCAGCUGCUUGGACCACAUCCAGACCGUGUCGAGGAUCAUAGAGGUUUGCCGGGAAUACCGCCUGCCCCUUGUUCCAAACUUCGUCGACUAUGGGAAAGCCUUUGACAGCGUAGAAACGAAUGCAAUACUGUCAGCGCUGGUCGAUCAAGGUGUGGACGCGUCGUAUGUGAGCACAUUAGCCAAUUGCUACGAUCGAUGCACAACUAGGAUACAGCUUUUCCACCGCCCUCUCACCAUACCCAUUGGAAAGGGGGGAGGGGACGAUACUAUAUCGCGGAAGCUGUUCACGGCUGCAUUGCAAUGGAUAAUGAAAUCGCUAUCCUGGGAAGAAAGGGGCAUACGUGUUGAUGGAAGGUUUCUCUCGAACCUUCGUUUCGCGAACGACAUCGUUGUUUUUUCGAGCAGUACCAAUGAAGCAGAAACGAUACUCAACGAACUACGAAUAAACAGAAAGAAGACACAGUUCAUGAAGAACGCCUACUGCGAGGACGGAGGAGCACAAUUUGAAGGCUCCCAAAUCGUGGAAACUUCGUCAUACGUAUACCUCAGGCGUUCUAUGAACAUGAAAAAGGACUUGAAGGAAGAACUGAAUAGAAGAAUGAGAGCAGCAUGA